This is a messenger RNA of Closterium sp. Naga37s-1, 687 nucleotides long. NCBI's taxonomy places the organism in Eukaryota, Viridiplantae, Streptophyta, Zygnematophyceae, Desmidiales, Closteriaceae. The record is from the annotation of a GenBank genome assembly.
AUGGCGGCCAAUGACGUUGAUGCGGCCGCAGCCCCAGCUGCAUCGGGUGGCGUUCAGACCGGAAAGGUGAAGUGGUUCAACAGCACCAAGGGCUUCGGGUUCAUCACGCCCAACGACGGCGGCGAGGAUCUCACCAAGGGCUUCGGGUUCAUCACGCCCAACGACGGCGGCGAGGAUCUGUUCGUCCACCAGACGAGCAUCAAGGCGGAAGGCUUCCGCAGCCUCGACGAGAACGAGGACGUCGAAUUCACCAUCGAGACCGCCUCUGACGGCCGCACCAAGGCGAUUAACGUCACCGGGCCCGGCGGCGCGUUCGUGAAGGGCGCGCCGAGGCGGGACAAUUUCGGCGGCGGCGGCGGGUACGGCGGCGGCGGGUAUGGCGGCGGCGGCGGCGGGUACGGCGGAGGCGGGUAUGGUGGCGGAGGCUAUGGGGGCGAUUUCGGCGGUGGGGGAGGAUAUGGGGGUGCGGGCGGGUAUGGCGGGGGGUAUGGCGGAGGCCGUGGGGGUAGGUCCGGGGGAAGAGGCGGGGGUGGUAACUGUUACAGCUGCGGGAUGCCUGGGCACAUGGCGAGGGAUUGCCCCCAGGGUCCGUCUGGUGGCGGAGGUGGUGGGGGAGGAGGGCGUGCCUGCUACACUUGCGGCCAGCCUGGGCAUAUUGCGAGGGACUGCCCCUCGGGCGGGCAGUAG